AUGGAAGACAUGCAAUGUAAAUACCAAUGUGCAUGUCACCUGAGGUUCUCCAGAGGAACACAGCCAAGGGGAGAGGGAGAGAGAUUUAACUGUAACGAAUUGGCUGAUGUGAUCAUGGAGGCUGAGAAGUCCACAAUUUACCGCAAGCAAGCCAGAGACCAGGAGAGCCAGUCAUGUGCUAAGUUCCAGUCCAAAUUCGAAGGUUCAAGACCCAGGAGAGCUGAUGGUGUAAGUCCUGGGGUGAGUGUGGGGAUUCUGAAGGCAGAAGACGGAUGUUCCAGCCCCAAGACAGUCAUGCAGAACGAGAGGAUUCUCCCUCCCUCCAUCCCUUAA
This is a messenger RNA of Rangifer tarandus platyrhynchus (Svalbard reindeer), 333 nucleotides long. The record is from the annotation of a GenBank genome assembly. NCBI's taxonomy places the organism in Eukaryota, Metazoa, Chordata, Mammalia, Artiodactyla, Cervidae.